Sebastes umbrosus (honeycomb rockfish) is the source of this 2897-nucleotide messenger RNA. RefSeq names its product lysosomal associated membrane protein 1b (gene lamp1b). Lineage: Eukaryota; Metazoa; Chordata; Actinopteri; Perciformes; Sebastidae. Gene Ontology annotation, cellular component: membrane. Bases 338 to 1084 code for a protein of 248 amino acids. The record is from RefSeq and is a predicted model, not a curated record. The transcript is spliced from 6 exons.
UCCUGAUGUCAGUCUGUAGCUGUAGCUGGUGAUGAAGUGUUACAGACGAGCUAAACUAACCUCUCAGCGAGCAUAUACAACUAUAACAAGAAUAAACUAGUAACCAGAAACGUUUAGUGGUCUGUUAACCAAGAACAGCGCUUUAUCAUCUCAACUAAUCUGUUCGCUUGGCUUUUAUUCUCCCCUUUUUCGCUGUAGUUGUUGUCACGCUAGCGUUUGCUUAGCAUAGCUAGCACAACAUCUGCUGAGCUAAGCUAGCUGACUAGCCGCCGUCCUGUCGGUUGUUUUGUUGCCCUGAUUUCACCUCGACGAGCCACCGGAGAGGAACCGGAGAAACAUGACGCAGACACGAUGCCUGGGAGUAACGUUACUGUUGAUUUUAGCUGCUGUCCUGCACCAGGGUUUUGCCACUGUUGCCCCGCCCACAACUGCCCAAACCACCGCGGCACCGCACAAAGAGCCCGGCAGACCUGAGAAAGGAAACUACAAGGUCACCAGCAGCAACGGUACCACCUGUUUACUGGCAUCCAUGGGUCUCCAGCUCAACAUCACCUUCAACUCUGUCUCCCAGAAUAAGACUGUGCAGGAUGUCGUGAACCUUCAACCCAAUAUGACAAAAGGCUCUGGAUCAUGUGACUCUGACAACGCCUCCCUGUGGCUCUCAAUGGAUGCAGAGAAGAAGAUCAACCUCACCUUUUUCUUCUCUCUGAAUACUACGACCAAUAAGUUCCACCUGAGUGAAGUGUCUCUGUCAGCAGCCUGGCCAGACAUGAAAGAGCCCUUCUCGGCCGAUAACGCCAGUCUGGACUACCUGCGGGGCACCCUGGGCUUCUCAUACAUGUGCCAUGAGCAACAAACUCUGAAUGUGGCCCAGGAUUUGUCAAUCAACACCUUCCAGGUGCAGGUGCAGCCCUUCGGCCUCACUGGAGAUCAGUUUGGAGCAGCGGAGGAAUGCCAGUUGGAUGAAGAUGACAUGUUGAUCCCCAUCAUAGUCGGCGCAGCUUUAGCAGGUCUCGUCCUCAUCGUGCUCUUGGCCUACCUCAUCGGCAGGAAGAGGAGCCACGCCGGCUACCAGACCAUCUGAGGUCACUUGUCACUCUCAUGUUCUCAGAGGCCAGAGCGCGCUAUCCCACCCUUGAGAUUAACCACUGUUUUAUGAGACUUAACACUCCACCCUGUCCCCUUCUAUCCCUCCAUCCUUCAUCCUCCCUGCUCCUCUGUGUGCUGUUCUUUGCCCUCAUCAGUAACACUAGUCAUUAUCACUUUGUGGAGGUUGAUAGGCUGUUUCUGAACUGACCCGCUCAUUCUUUAAAAAACAAAAGGGGGCUUUGUUUGGAGAUUGUAAUGAAAUGAGGAAAGACCUACUGGUACUACGUAAAGCAGGGGAGGGAUGUUGAUCAGAGGGUCCAAAGUGUAUUGUACUAUUUAUGAUUUCUGUGAAAGGAAUUUUGAGGGAUUGUGGGAUUUGAGGGACUUGCUACUGUAGCUUAUUGUAUACCUGCUCUAGGGUGACCAUUUUUAGUGGUUUGGCCCUAAAUGAGGUUUGGUAUCAUAAAGGGAAUAUUUCUGGCUGUUUAACUUGAUCCACUUCAGAUGGUAAAGAUGUUUUUUUUUUUAAUUGCAACUCGACAUUUAGCCCAAGUAUGCAGAUUUUAUGUAACAUACUAAAAACACAGUAACCUAAUCCUAAAAAGGAUAUGUGAGGAGUUCCUUUAGUAGUUAAAAUGCAUUUAGGAAUUGAUUUUGUUCACUGGGAUUAGCGACGAUAUGUACCGUUACUUCCCUCUUAAAGGUACUCAGCACAUUUUGUAUGGAGACUGCAGAUGCAGUUGUUAGCUUUGUAAGAUAAUUAUGUUUGGGCUUUUUCACUUCAUUUAAAGGAACAAUUCAACAUUUGGGGAAAUUAUUUGCUUUCUUGCCAAGAGGAUGAAAAGAUCGAUAGCAUUCUCAUAUUUCCUAAAUGUGAAGCUACAGCCAGCAGACGGUUAGCUUAGCUUAGCACAAAGACUGGAAACGGGGGGAAACAGCUAGCCCGGCUCAGUCCAAAGAUAAAACAAAAUCUGCCUACCAGCACCUCUAAAGCACCUGUUUAUUAGUGAGCUUUAGAGGUGCUGGUAGGCACAAUUGUUACCUUUGUACAGAGAGAUGCUAGCUGUUUUCCCCGUUUCCAGUCUUUAUGCUAAGCUAAGCUAACCGUCUCGUGGCUGCAUUGUCAUAUUUACCGUACGAGAGUGGUAUUAAUCUUCCCAUCUAACUUAGAGACAGGAAUAUGAAUUUCCCAAAAUGUCAAACUAUUCCUUUAAAGUGAUGGUUGGUUUCUGCUGUUACAAUGUUCACACGCAACAGUUGUUGCUUAAACAAUCUUAAAAAACCCACUACCGUUGGCUCAUGUGGAUGAAAAAAGCUCAGGACAUCACUAUACAAGUGAAAUAAUGUUGAAGUGUUACAGUCCACUGUUUGUUUUCUUUUCCCCUGAAUAUGGGCCCACAUGGGAUUUUGCUUACUGAAGGGAAAGAAGUUGCACUAAAGUUCUGACAAAUAGCCCCAUGUAAUGAUUAAAGUGGCCAAAAUGCUCUGGUCAGUGUUCAUCAGUGCCUUCCCAGCUGUAACAUAGAUGGGAUUAAAGUAAAGCCAAUACCAUAGAGGUACUCACUCACUCACUGACACUGUGUGCUGCCGUGUCUGGGACACGUCCUCUGUGUCUCACAUUGCCUUCAUGUACUGUUACUACCAUAAAUAUGCAUUGUUUGAUGUUGUAGAAAGAAAGUACCGAUAUUUGUUUUUUUGUGUGUUUAUUUUUCUCCAUCUAAAUAUCCAUGUAGUGAUUUAAUAAGGUUUUAAUGGAUUUGUUUGAACUGUUUUCUAAAGGAGAGGCCAAUAAAAGUGAAUGAACGAGA